This is a messenger RNA of Lathyrus sativus (Indian pea), 219 nucleotides long. The record is from the annotation of a GenBank genome assembly. Lineage: Eukaryota; Viridiplantae; Streptophyta; Magnoliopsida; Fabales; Fabaceae.
AUGAAAAGCGUCUUCAUUAUUUUGCUUAUUCUUUCCAUUCAUUUUGGAAACCAAGUGGAAAUGUUAGAGGCAAAAGAAUGUAACAAAGUUGUAGCUGGUUUAUGUCGCAAGUCUGGAAGGAGUGUUCAAUGCAAAAUACAAUGCAAGGCAUUAUGUGGAUCAUUUUCUGCACGUGGAGAAUGUGGAAAAGACAAAGAUUGCCAUUGUAGUUGUUGUUAA